Molecule: messenger RNA, 2308 nt
Organism: Miniopterus natalensis
Lineage: Eukaryota; Metazoa; Chordata; Mammalia; Chiroptera; Miniopteridae
Source: RefSeq, a predicted model, not a curated record
GUCCCUUCAGAGGGUGCUGCUGUCUCUCCCACUGGAAGGAGACCUCUGGCCUUUCUCCCCUAGGGCUGUGUCUGGCUGUCCCCGAGAAAACUGUGCGAUGGUGCACCGUCUCAAAUCAUGAAGCCAGUAAGUGCACCGCUUUCCGUGACAGUAUGCAAAAAGUCCUUUCUGAGGCUGGUCCUCUUGUCGCCUGUGUGAAGAGAACCUCCUACCUUGAGUGCAUCAAGGCCAUCGCGGCAAACGAAGUAGAUGCUGUAACGCUGGAUGCAGGUUUGGUGUUUGAAGCGGGCCUGGCCCCCUACAACCUGAAACCUGUAGUGGCAGAGAACUAUGGAUCGAAAGACAAUCCACAAACCCACUAUUAUGCUGUGGCCGUGGUGAAGAAGGGCAGCGGCUUCCAGCUGAACGAGCUCCAAGGCAAGAAGUCCUGCCACACAGGCCUUGGCAGGUCUGCUGGGUGGAACAUCCCCAUGGGCUUACUCUACUGGGAACUGCCUGAGCCACGUGAAUCUCUUCAGAAAGCAGCGUCCAAUUUCUUCGCGGGCAGCUGUGUCCCCUGUGCGGAUCGGACAGCCUUCCCCAACCUGUGUCAGCUGUGUGCGGGAAAAGGGGCUGACAAGUGUGCCUGCUCCCACCACGAACCGUACUUUGGCUACUCGGGUGCCUUCAAGUGUCUGCAGGAUGGCGUGGGAGAUGUGAGCUUCGUGAGACAUAUGACUGUGUCAGAGAACCUUGCACACCAGGCCGACAGGGACCAGUAUGAACUGCUCUGCAGGGACAAUACCCGGAAGCCAGUGGACAAAUAUGAGGAGUGCCACCUGGCCAGUGUCCCUUCCCAUGCCGUUGUGGCCCGAAGUGUGGGUGGCAAGGAGGACUUGAUCUGGGAGCUUCUCAACCAGGCCCAGGAACAUUUUGGAAAAGACAAGUCAGCAGAAUUCCAGCUCUUUGGCUCUCGUCUUGGGAAGGACCUGCUGUUUACAGAUGCCGCCCAAGGGUUUUUAAGAGUCCCACCUAAGAUGGAUACCAAGCUGUACCUGGGAUAUAAGAAUAUAGCUGCCGUUCUGCGUCUCACGGGAGGUGUGGAAGGCCCCCAGAGGGUGCAGUGGUGUGCAGUGGGCCACCAUGAGAUGGCCAAGUGUGAGGAGUGGAGUAUUGUGAGUGGUGGCGUCUUAAAGUGUACCUCAGAGGAGACCAUCGAGGACUGCAUUGCUGCCAUUGUGAAAGGAGAAGCUGAUGCCAUGAGCUUAGAUGGAGGCUUCAUCUACACGGCGGGCAAGUGUGGUCUGGUGCCUGUCCUGGCAGAGAACUACAUGCCUAAAGAUGGCAAUGAGCAGCUUGGGUCUAAGUGUGUGAAUACGCUCACGGAAGGUUACUACGCCGUGGCAGUGGUUAAGAAAUCAGACGCUGACCUCACCUGGAACUCUCUGCGAGGCAGGAAGUCCUGCCACACCGCAGUUGGCACUUCUGCUGGAUGGAACAUCCCCAUGGGCUUAAUAUACAACCAAACUGGGUCCUGUAGAUUUGAUGAAUUCUUCAGUCAAAGCUGUGCCCCUGGUUCUGAUCCAGAUUCCAGUCUCUGUGCUCUGUGCGGCGGCGACGGCAAUCCAGCCCACGCGUGUGCUGCUGACAGCCACGAGAAAUACUACGGCUCCAGUGGGGCGCUCAGGUGUCUGGUUGAGAAGGGAGACGUGGCCUUUGUGGAGCACCCCACAGUCCUGCAGAACACAGACGGGAAAAACCCUGAAGACUGGGCUAAGGAUCUAAAGCAGAAAGACUUUGAGCUGCUGUGCCUUGAUGGCAGCAGAAAGCCUGUGACUGAGGCUCAGAACUGUCACCUAGCCAUAGUCCCAAAUCAUGCUGUGGUCUCAAGAGAAGAUAAGGCAGAUUUUGUUCGAAGAAUGCUCUUCAACCAACAGGAGCUCUUUGGAAGAAAUGGGUUUGAAUAUAUGAUGUUCCAGUUGUUCAAAUCCUCAACCAAGGACCUGCUCUUCAGUGAUGACACGGAAUGUUUGGCUAAACUUCAGGACAAAACAACUUAUCAAAAAUACUUAGGGCCAGAGUAUCUCACAGCUAUUGCUAAUGUGAGACAAUGCUUACCCUCUGACCUCCUUGACGCCUGCACAUUCCAUGAAGUUAAAAAGUGAUCAAAGUGGGCAACUGCAGAGACGCUCAGAGCCUGCAGAUACGAUGGGGCCACAUUCUCACCUGUCUGCAUGUGGGUCUGUGUUAACACCAGUUAUCUUCAUAUUUAUGUGGCAUAACUGAUGCAAAAAUUGAAAUGAAUAAAAGCUAUUGUCUUCUCAGAAAA